Molecule: messenger RNA, 1157 nt
Organism: Schistocerca cancellata (South American locust)
Lineage: Eukaryota; Metazoa; Arthropoda; Insecta; Orthoptera; Acrididae
Exons: 5
Coding region: 33-1157 (374 amino acids)
Biological process (GO): dorsal/ventral pattern formation; osteoblast differentiation; negative regulation of BMP signaling pathway
Source: RefSeq, a predicted model, not a curated record
CGUGCACUCUGCAGCUGCAGCUGCACGCGCAAAUGUCGGCCGCAGCCGCCACCUGCGACGUCUCCCAGUUCGUCAACGUCUCGCUCUCCGAUGCCAUCUCGCGGGCCAUCAGCGCCGCCGAGGCCGAAGCCGCCGGGCCGCCUGCAAUGAGGGGCUGCCACUUUUACAGUUCUAUGAACAGCAGAGGCUGUAAGAUGCAGAUGACGUCGGCGUCGGCGUCGGCGUCCGUGUCGGCGGCGCUGAGCUGCGUGAUGCUGGCGGCGGUGGCGGGCGCGCUGCUGCCGCCCGACAACACGGGCCUGGUGGGCGUGCCCCCGGAGCGCGACCACGCCCCCUCGCUCAACUUCUGGGUGGGCGCGCCCAAGCCGCCCGUCCGGCCGCGCCGCAAGGACCUGCACGACGAGACGCUGCUGCGCAGGCUCGGCAGUGACUUCGACCCCCGGUGGAUGCGGCGCGCGCACACCCCCUUCCAGAGCGCGCCCCCAAUCCGCGAGGAGGAGCGGCCGUCGGUGUCGCAGCUGCGGCGCCUGGCCGACCAGCUGCCGCUGCCCGAGUCGCUGCCGGCGGAGCUGCGGCCGGCGCUGCGCGCGUGGCUGGUGGCGCGCGCCUCCUGCCCCAUCUCGUUCGCCUGGACCGACCUGGGCGUCGAGUUCUGGCCGCGCUGGGUGCGGCGCGGCCUCUGCGGCGACUCGCAGGCGGGAGGCGCCGGGGGCGGCGCGGGUGGCGGCGCCGACUCCGCCGAGAGCCGCGCGCCACGCAUCCUCGACGGGCUGCUCGUCGACGAGGACGACGACGGCGACACCGUCGGCGAGGACGCGCUGGCGCCGGGCCGGCGCUCCGGGGACUCCGGCGGCGAGGGCGCGGCGGGGGCGGCGGCGGCGGUGCUGGGGGCGGCGCUGCAGGGCAACGCGAGCGACGCGCGCCGCGCCUGCUCCUGGCCGCCCGGCAUGACCUGCAAGCCGGGCGUCGCGCGCAACCUGCACAUCCUGCGCUGGCACUGCAGGCUGCGCAAGUCCUUGGAGACGAACAAAGUCUGGACGGCGGAGAGGCUGCGCAAGGAGGUGGAACGGCGCAAGAAGCGGCGCAAGAAGUACCGGUGCACGUGGCUCAAGGUGCCGUACCCCGUGCCGGAGGACUGCGAGUGCGCCUGCUCAUGA